Molecule: messenger RNA, 1845 nt
Organism: Onychomys torridus (southern grasshopper mouse)
Lineage: Eukaryota; Metazoa; Chordata; Mammalia; Rodentia; Cricetidae
Product: nuclear RNA export factor 2-like
Exons: 21
Coding region: 1-1845 (614 amino acids)
Biological process (GO): poly(A)+ mRNA export from nucleus
Cellular component (GO): cytoplasm; nucleus
Molecular function (GO): protein binding; RNA binding
Source: RefSeq, a predicted model, not a curated record
AUGGGCUCCACUGAAAGAAAGCAGGGGACCAUCAGAUACACAGGAAGAAAGAGAGACCGGGUUUCUUCCCUGGGUUAUACUGGCAAAAGGAAAGGUCGUUAUGAGCACACUGGGUACAUGUCCCGGCCUUCAAAAUCCUGGGCUGAUGGUGGAAGUGUGGAGAUGAGAAAUGUUCUCUGGGACCACUCAGUAAAGUACACGCCUUAUGCUAUGCGACGUAAGAGUAGAGAGGACCAGCACAUGGAGGACAAAAGCCACAUCACAGUGUGGAAAGAUGGCAAACCUCAGAAGAGAGAAUUGGGGCGGCGCACAGAAGAUGGAACACUGGGGAGCUGGUUCAAGGUCACAAUUCUGUGUAGCAGAAAGUCUGACAAGACACAGCUAAUGAAAUCAGUCCACCACCUCUGCAGCGUGCCCUUCACCGCAGUGGAUUUCCACUGUGACAAGCACCGGAUCCAGUUCUUUGUCCAGGAUGCUAGCGUUGCCCAUGCCUUGAAGGAUGUCAGCUACAAGAUGUGUGAUGAAGACGGUCAGAAGAUACCUAUUUUUGUCAAUCCCUCAGAUGUGCCCUACUCUGUGCAAAAUAGGUUCACAGGAGAACAGAUGGAGCAGCUGAAGCGGGUCCUGAGAAAGCGAUAUAAUGUUUCCCAGCAUGCUCUGGACCUUCAGAAGCUCCGCUUUGACCCAGCCUUGUUGGAUCACAACAUAGACAUGAUUCUGAACCGAAGAAGCUGCAUGGCUGCCACCCUUCAGAUCAUCCAAGAGGAUUUCACUGAGCUGUUGUCCUUGAACUUGAGCAACAACAAACUGUUCCGGUUAGAUAGCCUGUAUGAUGUGGUAGAGAAGGCACCCCAAGUCAAGAUCCUGGACCUCUCCGAAAAUGAGCUAAGAACAGUGUGGGAGUUGGAGAAGAUGAAAGGGCUGAAGCUGAAAGAGCUGUGGUUAGAAGGGAACCCCUUGUGCAGCACCUUCCCAGACCAUUCUGCCUAUGUAAGCGCCGUCCUGAACUAUUUCCCGGAGUUGUCUUGCCUGGAUGGCAGGAAGUUACCACUUUCAAGUGUAAGGAACAUUGAAGAGCCGCUAUUAAUGAAGCCCUGCAAGGAAAGCCUUAAGGGUUCUGAGGCCGUAAAGACUCAAGUACAGCAAUUCCUGCGGGAGUAUUACUUGAUCUACGACUAUGGAGAACGCCAGGGUCUCCUCAGCGUUUACCAUGACCAGGCCUGCUUCUCACUGACUAUUCCCUUUGACCCCAGUGAUCCAGAUCUGAGUGGCAUGUGUGGGUACUUCAAGGAUGAAGUGGACAUGAAAAAUCCCAAGGAGUUCCACGUUAAAAGGCAGUUGCUGAAGUACACAAAAGAAGACAUUGUGGACUUUAUCAGGGCGUUACCCAAAACCCUGCAUGCCUCCAGCAAUUUCCAGGUGGACAUAUGUUUCCAGACGGAAACUAUGCUCUGUUUUUCUGUCAAAGGGGUAUUCAAGGAAGAAGGCAGCCCUCAGGGAUGCAUCCGUGCCUUCAUGCGCACCUUCAUUGCUAUCCUUGACAGGAGUGGUUCAAACCUGUGCAUUGUGAAUGACCAACUUUUUGUGAGGCAUCCAAGCCCUGAUGAGAUCCAGGAUUCCUUUGCCAUACCCUCGUCUACAUCAGGCUCCAGCUUCAAGUUCAUCCUCUCUCAAGAGCAGCAAAGAAUGGUGCAGGCUUUCUCCACCCAGUCGGGGAUGAAACUCGAGUGGUCUCAGAAGUGCCUUGAGGACAACAAGUGGGACUACGCCAGAGCUGCUGAGGUCUUCACUAUGCUGCAGACCGAGAGCAAGAUCCCAAGGGAAUUCUUCAGACAGAUGACUUAA